AUGGCUCCCCAAAAUCUUUUCAUCACAUGUAUUUUUCUCUUCUCUCUUCUCAAUCCAUUCCACCUUUCCCAUGCACAUUCACAUAAUUCAAAUGCUAAAAAUCACCCAUCACCUCUAUCUGCCAUCAAUAAUCUGGUCGGAGUUCGUAAGGGGCAAAAGGCAAAAGGCCUCGUCGAACUAAAAACCCACCUUUCAAACCUCGGCUACAUGAAGAACAACAACAACGAAGCCAAAGCAAACAACGAUCUCUUCGACGAUGACCUGGAGUUGGCUAUAAAAAAAUACCAAGUAUUCUUCCAUCUCAAUGUGAACGGAAUCUUGGAUGCCAAAACAGUCGAACACCUACUCCUUCCUAGAUGUGGGGUCGCGGAUUUUGUCAACUUGAACGCAAGCCAAUUCAAGAACGAAAUCCCAACCAUAGCUUCUCACUAUACCUUUUUUCCAGGUGAGCCCAAAUGGCCACCCGGAAAGACGAACCUCACUUAUUCAUUUCCUCCGGGCGCGAGUAACGAGGUCAUGCAGGCCAUUAAAGACGCUACACAACUAUGGGCUGGUGUGACGCAUUUCAAGUUUACGUACAUCACGGAUUACGACCAUGCAGAUAUCAAGAUUAGCUUUCAGGUGUGGGACCACAAGGAUGGGGCAGCGUUCGACGGGCGUGGCGGGAUUUUGGCGCAUGCAUUUGCACCGAGUGACGGCAGGCUUCACUUUGAUGGAGAUGAAGUGUGGGUAGAUGGUGUUGUGCCCGGUAAAUUUGAUUUGCAGAUGGUAGGUUUGCACGAGCUCGGCCAUGUUCUUGGGCUCGGGCAUACGACUGAUGGUGGUGCUAUAAUGACUCCUACUCUUGGUUCUGGAUUUAGAAAGGGUUUAGGGCAAGAUGAUAUUAAUGGCAUCAAAGCUCUGUACCAUCUCUAA
Molecule: messenger RNA, 915 nt
Organism: Erythranthe guttata (spotted monkey flower)
Lineage: Eukaryota; Viridiplantae; Streptophyta; Magnoliopsida; Lamiales; Phrymaceae
Product: metalloendoproteinase 1
Biological process (GO): extracellular matrix organization; proteolysis; collagen catabolic process
Cellular component (GO): extracellular matrix
Molecular function (GO): zinc ion binding; metalloendopeptidase activity
Source: RefSeq, a predicted model, not a curated record